Molecule: messenger RNA, 780 nt
Organism: Cheilinus undulatus (humphead wrasse)
Lineage: Eukaryota; Metazoa; Chordata; Actinopteri; Labriformes; Labridae
Product: dual specificity phosphatase 29-like
Exons: 4
Coding region: 139-780 (213 amino acids)
Biological process (GO): negative regulation of MAPK cascade; protein dephosphorylation
Cellular component (GO): cytoplasm
Molecular function (GO): MAP kinase phosphatase activity; protein tyrosine/serine/threonine phosphatase activity
Source: RefSeq, a predicted model, not a curated record
CAGUCUUCACACAGGCACACAAACACACACUCACAAAGUUCACACAUGUUCACGGUGGAAAAGUUCAAAUGCUGCUUUACGAUCGUGCUCAGGAACGGAUUUAAAGCUUUGAACAUCAACCAGACAAAGAGGUGAGUGAUGUCGGUGAAGUCCAGAAGCAAGAACCCGUAUGCCGCGGUGCAGGUGGACCCAGACAGUGAUUAUAUCACACCAGGAACAUUAGACCUGGAACAGAUGUUCUGGUCUGGAUCCGGGGCUCAAUACAUGCAUGUUGAUCAAGUCUGGCCCAGAAUCUACAUCGGAGAUGAGAAAACAGCUCUGGAGUGCUGCGGCCUGAGAGACCUGGGGAUCACACACGUCCUCAAUGCUGCAGAGGGAAAGUUCAAUAACGUGCUGACUGGUGCUGAAUACUACAGUGACAUGGACAUUCAGUACUUUGGUGUCGAGGCUGACGACAAACCCACCUUUAAUAUCUCCCAGUACUUCUGCCCUGCCACCCAGUUCAUCCACGAGGCCCUCAGUCACCCAGAGAACAAGGUGCUGGUGCAUUGUGUGAUGGGUCGGAGCAGGUCAGCCUCACUGGUUUUGGCGUAUCUGAUGAUGAAACACAGAUUAACGGUGGUGGAUGCUAUUGCGCAUGUGCGACAGCGACGCUGCAUCCUGCCAAAUCACGGCUUCCUCAAACAGCUCAGAGCUCUGGACAUCACAUUACAAGAGGAGAGGAUGAGAGAAAGGAGAGAAAUGCAAGACCAGGACCAGAAAACGACAAUAGAGACAUGA